Chanos chanos (milkfish) is the source of this 1749-nucleotide messenger RNA. It is a transcript of the gene pah, whose product is annotated as phenylalanine hydroxylase. The record is from RefSeq and is a predicted model, not a curated record. The coding region runs from base 151 to 1494 and encodes 447 amino acids. The transcript has 13 exons. Gene Ontology annotation, biological process: L-tyrosine biosynthetic process; L-phenylalanine catabolic process. Gene Ontology annotation, molecular function: phenylalanine 4-monooxygenase activity; iron ion binding. NCBI's taxonomy places the organism in Eukaryota, Metazoa, Chordata, Actinopteri, Gonorynchiformes, Chanidae.
CAACAGAACCCGGCGCGUGACAAGUAAAUGGGUAGUUCUGGGGGUGUGGUGUCACGUGGAUACAUUUAAAUUACUAGAGUUUGUAGCGAAGUUGCACAAACAAAGUUUAGCAACAACCAGUCCAACAACCAGGGCAGACACAUAACGAGGAUGGACGCGGCAAUUCGCAAAAUGAACGGGGACCAUAGCACACAGGGUUCCAUGUACCUGGAGGAGAAGACCUAUAAGACUGGUGUGCUGUCCUGUAUCUUUUCUCUGAAGGAGGAGGUCGGGGCUCUGGCCAGGGCUCUUAGACUGUUUGAGGAGAAGGGUAUUAAUCUAACCCAUAUCGAGUCUCGUCCAUCACGGAAGAACAGUCAGGAGUACGAGUUUUUCAUCAGCGUGGACACAGCCUGCUCCCAGGCCCUGGACGAAGUCAUUGACGGCCUCCGUACACAGAUCAGUGGCCACGUGCAUGAGCUGUCACGCAAUAAGCAGGGAGAUACAGUUCCCUGGUUCCCAAAUCAUAUCCAGGACUUGGACCGAUUUGCUAACCAAAUUCUGAGCUAUGGUUCUGAACUGGACGCUGACCAUCCUGGCUUCACAGAUCCUGUCUACAGAGCACGCAGGAAGGAAUUUGCUGACAUCGCCUACAACUACCGACAUGGUCAGGUCAUCCCUUAUGUGGAUUACACAGCUGAGGAGAAGGCUACAUGGGGUACUGUAUUUAAGGAGCUAAAGACACUGUACCCCACUCACGCCUGCCGUGAACACAACCGUGUCUUCCCGCUGCUGGAGAAAUACUGUGGCUACCGGGAGGACAACAUUCCCCAGCUGGAGGACAUCUCUCGCUACCUACAGGCAUGCACUGGUUUCCGACUGCGUCCUGUUGCCGGACUGUUGUCCUCUCGAGACUUCCUUGCUGGUCUAGCAUUCCGAGUGUUCCACUCCACUCAGUAUAUUCGUCAUGGAUCCAAACCUAUGUAUACACCUGAGCCGGAUAUCUGCCAUGAACUGCUGGGACAUGUCCCUCUGUUUGCUGACCCAAGUUUUGCCCAGUUUUCACAGGAAAUUGGACUGGCCUCUCUGGGAGCUCCAGAUGAAUUCAUUGAAAAACUUGCAACAGUUUACUGGUUUACUGUGGAGUUUGGGCUCUGUAAGCAAGGCUCUGAGAUUAAGGCUUAUGGAGCAGGACUGCUCUCAUCCUUUGGCGAGCUUCAAUAUUGCUUGACUGACAAGCCAAAGGUACUUCCUUUUGACCCAGAGAAAACCAGUGCACAGAAGUACCCAAUCACAGAAUUCCAGCCUGUUUAUUUUGUUGCUGAGAGCUUUGAGGACGCCAAGGAGAAAGUCCGGAAAUUUGCCGCCACCAUCCCACGGCCAUUCUCUGUGCGUUAUAAUGCUUAUACACAGAGCAUUGAAGUGCUGGACAACACACAGCAGCUGAGAAACCUGGCUGAUAGUAUCGGUGGUGAGAUCAGUAUCCUGUGCAGUGCUCUCAGGAAGAUGGAAUGAGACCACAAUGUGCACAAGCCAACGGAUGAUGGUUAUUCAAAUGUUUAAGACAUGUAUCUCGUGAAAAUAUUCAUUUAAACUGCAGUCAUAUACUCUCUUUAAUGUUCAUGUGUCUUGUAACGCGUGCCGUUACAAUAACUGAAACAUUGUAGUGAAAUAAGUGAAUUUGUAUGUUUGGUAUAAAUAGGAGUCUAUGUGUAGAAAAGAGGAAAAAAUUAAUGAUUCAAUAGUGUGACAUUAAAUUCACUUACGGUA